AUGCAUCUCCCCUUACUUGAGCUGCUGGUGCUCCUGCCACUGGGGAAGGCUGCGUGGCCCCAGGAUGGCGGCCAGAGUCAGAGUUCUGUUCCCCCGGUGCUCCUACUAGAGAGGAGUCCCAGAGAGCUUCCCCUGGGCAACCACGGGGAGGCUGAGGAGAAGCCAGAUCUGUUCGUAGCCCUGCCACACCUGGUAGGUGCCAGCAUUUCGGGGGGAGGCCAGUGGCAGAGAGAGAAGAUGCUAUCCAGGUUUGGCAGGUUCUGGAAGAAGCCUGAGAGAGAACUCCACCCAACCCAGGACCCCAUCAGUGAGCACAGCCCACCUGGGACCCAGGCCCUUCCUCACUCCAAGGAUGGAAUGCAGAUAAAGAAGUCUCCUCUUCAGGAAGAAGCCAAGAAAUUCUGGCACCGCUUCAUGUUCAGAAUGAGUCCGGCUUCUCAGGGGGUCAUCUUGCCCAUCAAGAGCCAUGAAGUGCACCAGGAGACCUGCAGGACCCUGCCUUUCAGCCAGACUAUCACCCAUGAAGACUGUGAGGAAGUGGUUGUACAGAACAACCUUUGCUUUGGGAAAUGCGGGUCUGCUCGUUUUCCUGGAGCUGCACAGCACCCCCAUACCUUCUGCUUCCACUGCUCGCCCGCCAGGUUCACCACAAUGCACUUGCAGCUGAACUGCUCAGGCCUCGCCCCGGUGGUCAAGGUGGUGAUGCUGGUGGAGGAGUGCCAAUGCAAGGUGAAGGAGGAGCACCGCGAGCAUGGACACCUCCUACAGGCAGGCUCCCAGGCAGAAUCCCAUGCCCAGGAGCCCUUUAUCCCAGGGUUUUCAACUUAA
This is a messenger RNA of Eptesicus fuscus (big brown bat), 828 nucleotides long. It is a transcript of the gene CER1, whose product is annotated as cerberus 1, DAN family BMP antagonist. The transcript is spliced from 2 exons. The coding region runs from base 1 to 828 and encodes 275 amino acids. Lineage: Eukaryota; Metazoa; Chordata; Mammalia; Chiroptera; Vespertilionidae. Gene Ontology annotation, molecular function: morphogen activity. The record is from RefSeq and is a predicted model, not a curated record. Gene Ontology annotation, biological process: determination of heart left/right asymmetry; signal transduction involved in regulation of gene expression.